UGUAAUUACAAACGCAGCUGAGAUUGUUUCCUGUUUAACGUGUUAGCGGCUUUAAACUGUUUGUAAAGAAAGUAAAUAUUUUUAAGAAGGAAGAAAAGUACGGACAUAACGGAAAAGCACUAAAAACCAUCCCGCUGUUUGUAGGUUGACGUGUUACAUCAGGACCCCGUGACUUCCGGCUCGACAUAAACACAUUGCUGUACAACAUGUCUAAAGUAACUUUUAAAAUUACCCUAACGUCGGAUCCUCGGUUACCCUACAAAGUAUUAAGUGUACCUGAAAGUACGCCGUUCACAGCUGUGCUGAAGUUUGCAGCAGAAGAGUUUAAAGUGCCUGCCGCUACCAGUGCCAUUAUUACAAAUGAUGGCAUCGGAAUCAAUCCAGCACAAACAGCAGGAAAUGUUUUUCUAAAACAUGGAUCGGAGCUUCGAAUCAUUCCCAGAGAUCGAGUCGGAGCAGGUCGAUGUCUGACGGUUGUCUGAGCGAUUAGGGAUUACUCUUCAUCUUGAUUUACAAACAUGUUUGUGUAUUUAUUAUCCAGCCCUAAGGUGGUAAUAUUUGCUCAUGAAAGCAGGAGCAGCAAAGACCAACCUCAUUCACCCAGCCAUGUGGGAACCACCUACCCCCCACCCCCAGUGAUUCAUGCUUACUGGGCUGAAGACGACAUGAAAUUUCAGUUUGUUCUUUAAUUUAGAUUAAUAAAAAUAUAUAUUUUUUCCUCCUAGUAGCUUUAACCAUAACAUUGACCAUCGAACAUUAAUCAUUUAAUGUUAUACCACAUUCUGUUUGUAAAUUGUACUUUUGUCUUCAUGUCUGCAUUGAGUCAGUAGCUUUAUUUCUGAGGUUUGUAACCUUUUGAUCAGAUUAAAAUCAGAGGUAUUAUUUUCUUCUGUUAUUUCAGCGUUUACUUGUUCACAAAUCUCCAUGAAAACAUGUCUUGCAGAAACCUUCUCUACUUAAAUCAGCAAAUUUAUGAGAGAAAUAAAAUAGUAGAUUAAUUCCA
Messenger RNA from Tachysurus fulvidraco (yellow catfish), 1003 nucleotides. It is a transcript of the gene ufm1, whose product is annotated as ubiquitin-fold modifier 1. The transcript has 6 exons. NCBI's taxonomy places the organism in Eukaryota, Metazoa, Chordata, Actinopteri, Siluriformes, Bagridae. Gene Ontology annotation, cellular component: cytoplasm; nucleus. Bases 207 to 482 code for a protein of 91 amino acids. Gene Ontology annotation, biological process: protein K69-linked ufmylation. The record is from RefSeq and is a predicted model, not a curated record.